Perognathus longimembris pacificus (Pacific pocket mouse) is the source of this 10344-nucleotide messenger RNA. It is a transcript of the gene Son, whose product is annotated as SON DNA and RNA binding protein. Gene Ontology annotation, molecular function: protein binding; RNA binding. The transcript is spliced from 9 exons. NCBI's taxonomy places the organism in Eukaryota, Metazoa, Chordata, Mammalia, Rodentia, Heteromyidae. The record is from RefSeq and is a predicted model, not a curated record. The coding region runs from base 64 to 7122 and encodes 2352 amino acids. Gene Ontology annotation, biological process: regulation of cell cycle; regulation of mRNA splicing, via spliceosome.
CCCGAGGCAUGCUGGGAGCCUGGAGGACUAGCGAGGAGGAGUUGAGAGAACGGAGCGGACGCCAUGGCGGCCGACAUCGAGCAGGUUUUUAGGUCUUUCGUGGUCAGUAAAUUCCGGGAAAUUCAACAAGAGCUUUCCAGUGGAAGGAGUGAAGGCCAGCUGAAUGGUGAAACAAAUACACCUAUUGAAGGAAACCAGGCAGGUGAUGCAGCUGCCUCUGCCAGGAGCCUACCAAAUGAAGAAAUAGUGCAGAAGAUAGAGGAAGUACUUUCUGGAGUCUUAGAUACAGAACUACGAUAUAAGCCAGACUUGAAAGAGACCUCCAGAAAAAGUAGAUGUGUAUCUGUACAAACAGAUCCUACUGAUGAGAUUCCCACAAAAAAAUCAAAGAAGCAUAAAAAGCACAAAAACAAAAAGAAGAAAAAGAAGAAAGAAAAGGAAAAAAAAUAUAAAAGACAGCCAGAAGACCCCGAGUCAAAGCCGAAAUCUCAUCAUGAUGGGAGCAUAGAUUUAGAAUCUGAUUCCUUUUUCAAGUUUGAUUCUGAACCUUCAGCGAUGGCACUGGAACAUCCUGUAAGAGCAUUUGGCCCACCUGAGACCAAUGAUUCCCCUGAAGUUAUGCUAGAACCUCCAGUAGUACCAAUGGAGUUACCAGAGCCACACACCUUAGAAACUCUGAAGCAAGUUACAAAACCUGCAGAGCUGUCAGUUGGAUCUGCAUCAGUAAGCUUAGAGCAGUCUGUGUCAGUAACACAGGAACCAUCUGUGACAAAGAUUCUGGAUUCCUUUGAAACAGCACCAGUGCCUGCUACAACAGUAGUGCUGAAGUCAUCUGAGCCAGUAGAAACAAUGUCAAUGGAAUAUCAGAUGCAAUCUUCACUGAGAUCUUCGGAGAGCAGAUCUCCAGAGCCAUCAAAGACCAUGUUGGUAGAGCCUCCUGUAGCAAAAGAAACCCUUGUAGCAGCAGAGAUAGCUACUGAGGUUUAUCCUGAACCAAGCACAUCAAUGACAAUGGAUUUUCCAGAGUCAUCUGCAGCUGAAGUGCAGAGAUUGCCAGAGCAGCCUGUAGAAGUACCAAUGGAGAUCGCAGAUUCAUCUGAGACAAGACUACAGGAGUCGCAGGAGCUGCUUAAGACCACAACGUUGGAGCUGCCGGAGUCGUCGGUGGCCUCAGUGCUGGAGAUGCAGGGGCCACCUUCGACCUCCGUGCCGGAGAUGCAAGGGCCCUCUGUGACUCCAGUGCUGGAGUUACUUGGGCCCUCUGCUACCCCGGUGCCAGAGUUAUCAGGGCCCCUUCCUACCCCAGUGUCCGAGUUGCCAGGGCCCCCUGCUACAGCAGUGCCUGAGUUGCUGGGGCCCUCUGCGACAGCAGUGCCACAGUUGUCGCAGGAAUUGCCAGGGCCCCCAGCAUCACCUUUGGGGAUGGAGCCACCACAGGAGGUUCCAGAGCCACCUGUGAUGGCACAGGAGUUGCCAAGCCUGCCUGCAGUGUCAGCAACAGUAGAGUUGCCAGGGCAGCCUGCGGUAACAGUAGCAAUGGAGUUGACCGAUCAACCUGUGACGACAACGGUGUACCAGCACCAGCACGCUAUGAGGAUGGCAGCGGUGGAACAUCAUGGGCAUCCUGAGGUGACAACGGCUACAGGGUUGCUGGGGCAGCCAGAGGCAGCGAUGGUGCUGGAGUUGCCUGCACAGCCAGUGGCAACAACAGCGCUGGAGUUGUCUGGGCAGUCUUCAGUGACUGGGGUGCCAGAGUUGUCAGGGCUGCCUUCGGCAACUAGGGCACUGGAGUUGUCCGGGCAGUCUGUGGCAACUGGGGCACUGGAGUUGUCUGGGCAGCUUAUGGCAGCUGGGGCACUGGAGUUCUCGGGGCAGUCUGGGGCAGCUGGAGCACUGGAGCUUUUGGGGCAGCCUCUAGCAACAGGGGUGCUGGAGUUGCCUGGGCAGCCUGGGGCGCCAGAGUUGCCUGGGCAGCCUGUGGCAACUGUGGCGCUGGAGAUCUCUGUUCAGUCUGUGGUGACAACAUCGGAGCUGUCAACGAUGACCGUGUCGCAGUCCCUGGAGGUGCCCUCGACGACAGCGCUGGAAUCCUAUAAUACGGUAGCACAGGAGCUGCCUACUACAUUAGUGGGGGAGACUUCUGUAACAGUAGGCGUGGAUCCCUUGAUGGCCCAAGAAUCCCAUAUGUUAGCUUCUAACACCAUGGAGACCCAUAUGUUAGCCUCCAACACCAUGGAUUCCCAAAUGCUAGCCUCCAACACCAUGGACUCCCAGAUGCUAGCAUCCACCACCAUGGAUUCCCAGAUGUUAGCCUCUAGCUCCAUGGACUCCCAGAUGUUAGCCUCUAGCUCCAUGGACUCUCAGAUGUUAGCCUCUAGCUCCAUGGACUCCCAGAUGUUAGCCACCAGUUCCAUGGACUCCCAGAUGUUAGCCACUAGCUCCAUGGACUCCCAGAUGUUAGCCACCAGCUCCAUGGACUCUCAGAUGUUAGCCACCAGCUCCAUGGACUCCCAGAUGCUAGCCACCAGCUCCAUGGACUCGCAGAUGUUAGCCACCAGCACCAUGGACUCCCAGAUGUUAGCCACCAGCACCAUGGACUCCCAGAUGUUAGCAACUAGUUCUAUGGAUUCCCAGAUGUUAGCAUCUGGAACUAUGGAUUCUCAAAUGUUAGCUUCUGGCACCAUGGAUGCUCAGAUGUUAGCAUCUGGUACUAUGGAUGCUCAGAUGUUAGCAUCUAGCACUCAAGAUUCUGCUAUGAUGGAUUCAAAAUCUCCUGAUCCCUAUAGAUUAGCUCAGGAUCCUUACAGGUUGGCUCAGGAUCCCUAUAGGCUGGGUCAUGACCCCUAUAGAUUAGGUCAUGAUGCUUACAGGUUAGGACAAGAUCCCUAUAGAUUAGGGCAUGAUCCCUACAGACUAACUCCUGAUCCCUAUAGGAUGUCGCCUAGACCCUAUAGAAUAGCACCCAGGUCCUAUAGGAUAGCACCUAGGCCAUAUAGGUUAGCACCUAGACCCCUAAUGUUGGCAUCUAGACGGUCCAUGAUGAUGUCCUAUGCUGCAGAACGUUCCAUGAUGUCAUCUUACGAACGCUCUAUGAUGUCUUAUGAGCGGUCUAUGAUGUCCCCUAUGGCUGAGCGCUCUAUGAUGUCAGCCUAUGAGCGCUCUAUGAUGUCAGCCUAUGAGCGCUCUAUGAUGUCUCCUAUGGCUGAACGCUCUAUGAUGUCAGCCUAUGAACGCUCCAUGAUGUCAGCUUACGAACGCUCCAUGAUGUCCCCUAUGGCUGAUCGAUCUAUGAUGUCCAUGAGUGGUGACCGGUCUAUGAUGUCAUCAUACUCUGCUGCUGACCGGUCUAUGAUGUCAUCGUACUCUGCAGCUGACCGAUCUAUGAUGUCAUCCUACACUGAUCGUUCAAUGAUGUCCAUGGCAGCUGAUUCUUACACUGAUUCUUACACUGACACAUAUACGGAGGCAUAUAUGGUGCCACCUUUGCCUCCUGAAGAGCCUCCAACAAUGCCACCUUUGCCACCUGAGGAACCACCAAUGACACCACCACUGCCUCCUGAAGAACCCCCAGAGGGUCCAGCAUUGCCUACUGAGCAGACAGUGUUAACAGGUGAAAAUACUUGGCCCACAGAGGUCCCAGCAUUACCUCCUGAAGAGUCUGUACCACAACCUGAGCAUCCAAUGAAUCAAAGUGAGAUUUCAGAACCUUCAGCAGUACCUGCUAAUUAUUCAGUGUCUGGAUCAGAGUCAUCAGUGUUAGCAUCCGAGACCAUUGUGACAGUACCAGAAACACAAGAGCCAGAGUCUGCUGGUAUGUCAACACCUGUUGAGUCUGCUGUAGUAGCUGAACAUGAAGUGGUUCCAGAGAGACCAGUGGCUUGUAUGCUGCCUGAAACUCCUAUGUCGGCUGAAUCAACCAUGCUAACAUCAGAUCCAUCUAUUAUAUCAGAUAGAGCAGAAGCAUUUGAGUCCAUGAGAGCUUCAGGACAUGUUGCCUCAGAAGCAUCUGUGUCCCUGCUGGAGCCCACAGUAACUAUUCCAGAGCAAACAGUGGGUGCUGUGGAGCUGCCAGCCAUGGCUGUCCCAGAGCCUCCUGCUGUGCCACCCCCAGAGCCUCCUGCUGUGCCCCCCCCAGAGCCUCCUGCUAUGGCCCCCCCAGAGCCUCCUGCUGUGGCCCUCCCAGAGCCUCCUGUUGUGGCUUUCCCAGAGCCUCUUGCUGUGGCUUUCCCAGAGCCUCCUGUUGUGGCUGUCCCAGAGCCUCCUGCUUUGGCUGUCCCAGAGCCUCCUGCUGUUCCAGAGCUUCUUGCUGUGGCUGUUCCAGAGCCUCCUGCUGUGGCCUUUCCAGAGCCUCCUGCUGUGACCUUUCCAGAGCCUCCUGCUGUGGCUGUUCCAGAGCCUCCUGCCACUGCUGUCCUGGAAGCUCCUGCUGUGGCCGCCCUGGAGAUUCCAGCUGUGGCUGAGUCAGAGCAUGUUACUGUUCCUAUGUCAGUUGUUUCUGCCCUGGAGCCGACUGUGCCUGUCUUGGAAACAGCAGUAUCAGUCCAUCAGCCUGCUGUGAUUGUUUCAGAACCAUGUGUUUCUGCCCAGGAAUCUACUGUGACAAUUUCAGAGCCUGCUGUCUCUGACUUAGGGCAGACACAAAUAACUGAGAUGGCUUUAGAGCCUACACCAAUGAUAGUUGAGCCUAGUGUUAUGUCAUCACAUGUUAUGAAAGGGAUAGCUUUACUAUCCAGUGAUCAAAAUCUUACUUCAGAGGUUGGUAUGCAGCAGAUUCCAUUGCAUUCAGGUGAAGUGCCACAUGUUGAAGGACACCUGAGUGACUCUUACGAAAGUGGACAUGUUCUAAAUACAGACCUUAAUAACCAUCUAAUUAAUAAAGAUAUGGAACAUAGUACAGUGUCUGCUACUGGCACCGAUCCUAUUGGUGAAACUGGUGAAGAGAAAAUUUUGCCCAUCAGUGAGACUCAACAAUGCACAGUAUUGGAUACCUUUCCCGGUGUUAGUGAAACUGAAGUAGGAGGAACUCUGUCUUCUGCAGAUCCCCUGGCUUUGGAAGCUUGUAAAGGUAUUGAGUUUGCCACAGCAUCUGCUCCUGAUGCAGUUAAUAAAUAUGAUGUUGAAGUAUCUUUAACUACUCAAGAUACUGAACAUGAUAUGGUAAUUUCCACCAGCCCCAGUGGUGGUAGUGAAGCUGACAUAGAGGGACCUUUGCCUGCUAAAGACAUUCAUCUUGACUUACCAUCUAAUAAUCUUGUUAGUAAGGAUAUAGAAGAGCCAUUACCUGUUAAAGAGAGUGACCAAACAUCAGUUGCUCUCAGCCCUCAAAGUCAUGGAGAAGAUAAAGAAAUAACUCUCCCUACUAAAGAAAUACUGUCUGAUUCGGGAUUUCCUGCAAGUAUUGAUGAAAUUAAUGAAGCAGACCUGGUGAGACCAUUACUUCCUAAGGACAUGGAACGUCUUACAAACCUUAGAGCUGGUAUUGAAGGACCUUUGCUUGCAAGUGAAGUUGAACGUGACAAAAUAGCUGCCAGUCCAAUUGUAGUAAGUGUUCCUGAAAGAGCUUCAGAGUCAUCUUCAGAGGAAAAAGAUGAUUAUGAAAUUUUUGUGAAAGUUAAGGACACACAUGAAAAAAGCAAGAAAAAUAAGAACCGUGACAAAGGUGAGAAAGAAAAGAAAAGAGAUUCUUCGUUGAGAUCUCGAAGUAAGCGGUCCAAGUCUUCUGAGCACAAGUCCCGCAAGCGUACCAGUGAGUCUCGUUCCAGGGCAAGGAAACGAUCAUCUAAGUCCAAGUCUCAUCGCUCUCAAACACGGUCACGUUCGCGUUCAAGACGCCGGAGGAGGAGCAGUAGGUCAAGAUCAAAGUCUAGAGGAAGGCGUUCUGUAUCAAAAGAGAAGCGCAAAAGAUCUCCAAAGCACAGAUCCAAAUCUAGGGAAAGAAAAAGGAAAAGAUCAAGUUCCAGAGAUAACCGAAAAACUACUAGAGCUCGAAGUCGAACCCCAAGUCGCCGGAGUCGGAGUCACACUCCAAGUCGACGAAGAAGAUCUAGGUCUGUUGGUAGAAGAAGGAGUUUCAGCAUUUCCCCCAGCCGCAGAAGCCGUACCCCCAGCCGCAGGAGCCGCACCCCCAGCCGCAGGAGCCGCACCCCCAGCCGCAGGAGCCGUACCCCCAGCCGCAGGAGCCGCACUCCCAGCCGCAGGAGCCGCACCCCCAGCCGCAGGAGAAGAUCAAGGUCUGUGGUAAGAAGACGAAGCUUCAGUAUAUCACCAGUCAGAUUGAGGCGAUCAAGAACACCCUUGAGGAGAAGGUUUAGCAGAUCUCCCAUUCGCCGGAAAAGAUCUAGGUCUUCUGAAAGAGGCAGGUCCCCCAAACGUCUAACAGAUUUGGAUAAGGCUCAAUUACUUGAAAUAGCCAAAGCUAAUGCAGCUGCCAUGUGUGCUAAGGCUGGUGUUCCUUUACCGCCAAACCUAAAGCCUGCACCUCCACCUACAAUAGAAGAGAAAGUUGCAAAAAAGUCGGGAGGAGCUACCAUAGAAGAACUAACUGAGAAAUGCAAACAGAUUGCACAGAGUAAAGAAGAUGAUGAUGUAAUAGUGAAUAAACCCCAUGUUUCGGAUGAAGAAGAAGAAGAACCUCCUUUUUAUCAUCAUCCCUUUAAACUCAGUGAACCCAAGCCCAUUUUUUUCAAUCUGAAUAUUGCUGCAGCAAAGCCAACUCCACCAAAAAGCCAGGUGACAUUGACAAAAGAAUUUCCUGUGUCUUCUGGAUCUCAACAUCGGAAAAAAGAAGCGGAUAGUGUUUAUGGAGAGUGGGUUCCUGUGGAGAAAAAUGGUGAAGAAAACAAAGAUGAUGAUAAUGUUUUCAGCAGCAAUUUGCCCUCAGAGCCUGUGGACAUCUCUACAGCAAUGAGUGAACGGGCACUUGCUCAGAAAAGACUCAGUGAAAAUGCAUUUGACCUUGAAGCCAUGAGCAUGUUAAAUCGAGCGCAAGAGCGGAUUGAUGCCUGGGCUCAGCUGAAUUCCAUUCCUGGCCAAUUCACAGGAAGUACAGGAGUACAGGUUCUGACACAAGAACAGUUGGCUAAUACUGGUGCCCAAGCCUGGAUUAAAAAGGAUGGACACUGAAGAUGGACCGGAAUCGUGAAACAAUGGAAAAUGUAUAAAUAUGGCUCAAGGGCCACUCAGUUUAUGUGAUUUUUUAAAAUUUAUUCUUGCUGCUGUUUUUGGCGGGAGGUGGUUCUCUUUAACUGUUUUAAAUGCUAUCAGGUGCUGUUCAGAAUCUUCUACAGUUCCUGUUGGACUACUAACCUAAUCAUUUCAGAGCAGUGGUUCUCAAAUUUUUCUUCAACAUGGGAUACUUUAUUACAGGUUUAUUUUUAGUGGAUCCCCACCCCACCCCACCCCCCACCCCUCUACCACCCCUAAUGAUCCAUUCCUCUAGUCCUCUGUCCUUGUCCUCUCAACACUACCUGCCCCUUUCACAAGAUCCCUUGCCUCCUAUUCCUCACUCCUCUUGUGACUUCCAGCCCCAGGUCCCUAUGUGUGAUUAGCUGUUGGUUACUGCAAGUGGUUGGGAGGCCCUAGUAGUAGCAAUGCAUGUGGUGAAUUUGCCAUGGGACUGAAAAGGGGGAGGGGGAGAGGAUGGCUGGAGUGGGUGGGGUGUGCUGAGGGUGGUGGUUAAAGGGGGUGGGGGUGGAGGUAACAAUCUGUGGAUCACCAUUUAGGCCCUAGUGGCCUCUGGUGGAUCCACAGGCUCAAUUUGAGAACCACUGAUUUCAUGAAAAAACAGGAUAUAUAAGACCUAAAAUCAAGGGAGAGGACGGACACCUCGUGCUACGAAGAUGUAGGUGCACCUGGUCUCAGAUUCCUGCAGUGAGAUGUGUCAACUCCACCUACGGCUACCUCAUUCUUGGGGGAGUCUUAGGUGGUUAAGAAGGGCUUUCUGAAGAAAUGCAGUUUGGUGAAGGGAUGUGGUUUGGUUGGAUGGGUGAUGGGAAAUUUGUUUCAGGAGUACUGGCAGCAUAGCAGUGCUGAAACUGGGAGGCUUCGUGGUGUAAUGGAUUGGGAAGGUUUCCUUACCCUGCUGUACUCCUGACUCCUUGUGUGAUCGUGGGCAAGUAAUUCUUUGGAAUUUUCAAAGUCUCCCAAGUGUUAAGUGGAGACACAUCACAUCCUUAUUACUGCCUCAGAGAGAGGUAAUCAGUGUUGUGAUAGGUACCUGUAGAGAACUGCAAUGAGGCCAUUCAUGAAUGAGCUACUUGCAAAAAAAAAAAAAGGUAUUGGCUGAUGUGGACAUUUUAAUCUGAUAACAUUUCAGCUUUGAUAGCAUUAUCCCUGUUGAUCCUCUUAACAGAUUUAUAUCCCCACCUUGCUUUUUUUUUUUUUAAAGAAAUAGUUGUGUUAAUAUGUAUUGUGAUCCAUAUUGGAAAACAAAGGGUAACCUAGUAAAACACAAUUUUGGUCAGUUUUACUUUCUAUACUGAGUUUGUGUAGUUAACAUAUGACAGUGAUAGAUGGUUUUCAUCUUAUUUGGAAGGAUAAUACUUGUUUUCUCUGUUUCUAGGGGAGGGGGGAGGCCUGGGCCCUUGUGUACUAUGUCUGAGCUACACCUCCAUCUCUGUUUCUUUCAUACUACUUAGUCUUGAAGAUUAUAGUGCUCAAUAUUUCUGAAGUUUAUGGUUGUUUAGCUAGGAACAUUAUAAUACAGUUCUUGUACACUGGUAGAUAGAGCAUAUAUUUUGGGUCUUCAUCUAUAUAACACUGUGCUACUUUGUAAUUUUGUUUACAUCUAAAGAUUAGGAAGUGAAUCGUCUACUGACUUAUUAGUUGUUCCCUAUAAAUGCUCUUCUAAAUUUUUGUCUAUCAGUUUUUUGGUUUAGAGUUUUAUAGUAAAUAUUUAGUAUAAACUUUACCUUCAUCUUUAUAUUCUAAAUUUGUUUUCAGAAGCAAUUCAUUUUUAUCAUAAGAUAUUUAAAUUAUAGAAAAAAGCAAUACUUUCAGGAAACCACCCAUAUGUAGAUUUGCUGAAGAGCAUUGUAUAAUAUCAACAGUCAAACAGUAUUCUAUAAAAUAGGUUAGGACAUUUGAAAGUCAUCAUGCAAUUGAAUAUUUAACAAUGCAUCACAAUUUCUUUUCACAAAAUGUGUUUAGUAACUUGUUCAAAUGACCAUUUAGCUUUUUUCUUGCUUUCGUAUAGCCCAACACUGCCUUUAUGUGUUAAAAAGUAGGGAAUUCCAACAUCAUGUAUUCAGGUUUCUGCAAUACAUUUUUAGAUUAAGGAAAUAAUAGUAUUUUUGUUCAUCAGUAAAACAUUUGAAAUUGUUAUUUUCUGGAAUGAAAUGAUUUGACAUGCUUUCAUAAAUACUGUUUAUUAUUGUGGUCUUAGCAGAUGAAUCUGCUUUUUUGUCAAUUGUACACACACUGGGUAAAGAAACAGAUGAAGGUAUUAGAAAAUGGAAAUAGUUGGGGAUGUGGGCUAUUUGGGGGUUUAUAUUGUACUCUGUCUGCACAGUUGCCCUUUCUUUUAGGAGUGUUUCCUGCAAAAGAGGGGCAGAUGAACCUGGAAGUAAGUAAAAGUCAUUUUAGGUGUGUAGCAUCAAGGCAGUUGAUAUCCAAGCAUCAGCUAACUUUUCUCUUGAUACAUCUACACUGCAUGGCCUGCACCCAAUAAGGAACUGAACCGGGGUAUGUUUUUACCUCCACAGCUGCCUCCUUCCAUCAGAGCACCUUGUUCAGCUUAAUGUCUAGUUAAGUGUCAUUGGCAUAAUUAUUCCUCAGCAUUUUAACUAUAAAGCUGGGGAACAAAGACUACAUUGACUUAUUAGUGUGUAAAACAUGAUUUACUUUUACAUUUCUUAAUAACUUACUGAUGUAGGAAAUAGUUUCCCUAAGCUGUCACAGUUUUGGCUCUAUUAAGGACUCUUAGUAAGUUUUCCAAAGAACACUAGCCUUAAAUUUAGGAACAAUGCAAAAAUAAAACAGAUUUGGAGAUGUUUCAAAUUUUUAAAGAAAAUUAGACCUCGAUAACAAUAGAAUUCAGAACUGUUUGUUCUAUUUACAUAGAUGCCCAUUAACAAGAGGCAUCUUGCAUUUUUCAACAUUGGAAAUAAUUGUUGACCAUGCUAAUAUACAUAGUUGUGCAGUUUAGGACAUUAAGUGGUUUGCUGCUUUGAUGGAAAUUAUGGUUCAGUGGGUUGGAUACGAGAGAGAUGAUUGUUCACAGAAUAACCUGUGAACUUUCACCCCUCUGUAUGGAAACUUGUUUCAGGGCCAAAUCCUUGUAGCUGUCUUCUUGCCCCGGUCAGUGCCAGCCGUACUAUUCACAACACUGCUGCUACCGAGGCCUAG